GAGAGGCGAGGUGUCGCCACACGCGCGGGCUCGUGGUCCCACGCACACGCACACACAUCCCCACCUCGCUCUGUGCCGUGGAGAGCGCAGAGAGGAGGGGGGGUGGUGGUUGUAGAGAGACGGGAGAGUGGAGAGCGUGAGGAGGGUGUAAUCGGUUAGAGUGGCCGAGAGUUGACGAGGGAGAGAAGAGAGAGGAGAGAGAGAGGAGAGAUCACCAUGGCAGCGCGGAUCUCGGCGCUGCUGCUCGCUCUGCUCGCGUGCGCCCACAGAGAAGGCGUUCGCUCGGAGUGCGACGCGUCCAUCGACCCCGGCGCGCAGCCUCACGGCUCCAUCUCCCUGCACAACUACCCGGACAACGCGCGCUGCACCUGGUUCAUCCGUGCGCUGCCCUCCGAACGCGUGAGGUUGCUGCUCACCUACCUGGACGUGGAGGAGGAGCCGGGCUGCGCCUACGACCGCCUCACCCUCAAGCCGGGCGGGCAGCCCGAGCGGGUCUUCUGCGGCCGCACCCAGCUGGGGCUGGGGGUCCCCAGGGCGGGGGCCGAGGGGGCCCUGCUGGAGGGACGCGGGCAGACCCUCGUGGCCUUCCAGAGCGACGAGUCGACGGGCUACGGCGGCUUCACGGUCAAGUUCUCGGUGGACGUGGACUGGUGCCGCCGCCACGAGCCGUGUGCCCACGGCGCCACGUGCAGCGCCGUGCCCGAGGGGUACCGCUGCUCGUGCAGCCGCGGGUGGAGCGGCCGCAGGUGCGAGCAAGAAGAGGAUCCAGGGGACGCGGAGAGGGACCGGGCCGUGGAAGCGUCGAGCGCGCACCCCACGGCCACCACGACGCCAGCGGCACCGGACGGAAUCGCGGGCAACGGCGACGGCGGCGGUGGCGGCGGAGAUGCGGCCUCAGCGGUGGCGGUGCCGCAGGGCAGUGGCGCAGAAGCGGCGGCGUCAUCCCCGGAGCGGCCUCCGCCGCCCUGCGGUGCCGGGCGGUGCGAUGGAGUCGACGCGGAGCGCGACGGCUCCACCGCGCGGCCCGAGAGACUCGCGCGGAGUCCGCCGACUCAAGGGAGCGGCAGCGGCGUUCCCAGCGGCACGAGUAGCAGUAGUGGCAUGAUCAGCAGCAGCACCAUGAGUAGGAGCAAUAUCAUAACCAGCAGCAGUAGCAGCAGCGGUCCAAUCGGCAGCAAUGGAAUGAUUGACCCUACGAGUCGCGUCUCUGCUAGCUGGCUACGCUCCCUGCUGACCCCAGUUGUGGGUGACGUCGCCAGCCCUAGCACCAACCUGGCAGGGACGAGGCCGACACCGUCACCACCACAGCAACGCGACUCCACCCCGCACUAUGACCGAGGGCCCGUCACGGUGCGAACCCCGUGGGGGUGGCGCAAUUCCGCGGCUCGCAUCGCGGGCACAUGGGUGCCGCGCGCCGCGAUAACGACCGUCACGUGGGCAGGGUCCACGCAGCAGCAGCAAGAAGAGCCCUCCGAUGCAGAGGCGCUGACAAACGUGAACGCGGCACGUGCGCCCGAUCCCUCGAGUUCUACGGCGACGGGAGAGUCGGUGGCGACACGGGCGGUGGCCGCGAGAGACGAGCACGAACCGGGGUCUUUGAAGGAGGAGGUGGGACGACAAGUGGCUGCUGCUGAAAAGUCCGGCGAGGCCCCGCGCACGGCGUCCGGUCGGGGAGCGCGUGACCCUCCGCCGUCGGAGCGCUCUGCCGCGGCGUUGUCGGGAGGGCGCGGGAGUCCCGCGCUGCAGGCCGAGUCCGUGAGCGUCGCCGCGCCACGCGCGCCGGGUGGAGAAGGCAGCAGCAGCGUUGGGGCGGAGUCGACAAGCCGCUCGGGGCCUGGGCGUUAUACUGCGGCGGUGCUAGAACGAACGCGAUCCUCCUCAUCAGCCGUGGGGACGCAUUCUCCGCAUUCGUCUCCAUCUCAGGGUUCAACAGAGGCCCCCCCGGGCGACGCGUUGGCCACGUCGGCGACAAAUUCGCUCAGCGAGCCGCCCGAUAGGACCGCGAGUCAUCGGUACUCGGCGGAGCGAUGGUUGCAUGUUACCGCAGAGGAGCCAGGCCCCGCCGAGCACACCCGGAGUGAGUUUCGCGCUGUGAACGACUCCGUGUCGGCAGAGUCCGGGUCUCUGGACGGCGUCGGAGUAACGAGCGGCGCUCCCUCGCGCACGUCCUCCCCGAAUUCGGCAAAAUCGCCAGGGCGAAUUUUUGACCCCGAACCGUCGACCUCGCAGGCGCCGGCAACGGCGGUGGGGAACGAAUUGAACGCGGGAGAGCCUCGGCCAAUCGAGGAGUCUGCGGUGGAUCUGGUGGCCGCGGUGGCGCGGGGAGCAGAAGCAUCACUGCUCAGCCCGCGCUCGAGAGGGCCUCCGUCGCCGGCUGGCGCUCGCCCGGCGCUCGCCACGACGCCGGCGCCGAAUACGGCCGCGGCUUCCGCGGGCGGACACGCGCCCACUGAGGAGCGGCGGCUGGGGUCUGCGACGUCGGAAGUGGCCACGGGGUUGGAGGCCGACUCCCCGGACGAGGAGCGGACGACACUUCCCACGGCCGCCCGCUGGCCCUGGCUCACGCGGGGUCCUCCGCUCGCGGCCCUCUCCGCCGCUGGGGCCGCAGAGGAGGUCGCGACGGGCAGCAGCGCCGUGGCGGCGGCGCUGCCGGCGGGGCAGUGGAGCCAGGCGGUGCCUCCCACAAGCGCAGCAGCCGCAGCACCAGCAGGAACAACAGCAGCAACAGCAGUAGCAACAGCAGCACCAUUUGUAGCAACAGAAGCAGUAGCAACAGCAGCACCAUUUGUAGCAACAGAAGCAGUAGCAACAGAAGCACCAGCAGCAGCAACGGAAGCAGUAGCAGCACCAUUUGUAGCAACAGAAGCAGUAGCAACAGAAGCAGAAGCAGUAGCAACAGAAGCAGUAGCAGCACCAUUUGUAGCAACAGAAGCAGUAGCAACAGAAGCAACAGAAGCAGAAGCAGUAGCAACAGAAGCAGUAGCAACAGAAGCAGUAGCAGCAACAGAAGCAGUAGCAACAGAAGCAGAAGCAACAGAAGCAGAAGCAGUAGCAACAGAAGCACCAGCAGGAACAACAGAAGCAGUAGCAACAGAAGCAGGAACAACAGAAGCAGCAGUAGCAGUAGCAACAAAAGCAGCAACAACAAAAGCAGCAGCAGUAGCAACAGAAGCAGCAACAACAGAAGCAGCAGCAGUAGCAACAGAAGCAGUAGCAAGAGAAGCAGCAGUAGCAACAACAGAAGCAGUAGCAACAGAAGCAGCAACAACAGAAGCAGCAGCAGCAACAGAAGCAGCAACAACAGAAGCAGCAGCAGUAGCAACAGAAGCAGCAGCAGUAGCAACAGAAGCAGCAACAACAGAAGCAGCAACAGAAGCAGCAACAACAGAAGCAGCAGCAAUAGCAACAGAAGCAGCAGCAGUAGCAACAGAAGCAGCAACAACGGAAGCAGCAGCAGCAACGGAAGCAGCAACAACAGAAGCAGCAGCAACAGAAGCAGCAGCAACAACAGAAGCAGCAACAACAGAAGCAGCAGCAACAGAAGCAGCAGCAACAGAAGCAGCAGCAACAACAGAAGAACAACAGAAGCAGCAGCAGUAG
This is a messenger RNA of Lethenteron reissneri (Far Eastern brook lamprey), 3600 nucleotides long. RefSeq names its product mucin-5B-like. The record is from RefSeq and is a predicted model, not a curated record. Gene Ontology annotation, molecular function: serine-type endopeptidase activity; calcium ion binding. Lineage: Eukaryota; Metazoa; Chordata; Hyperoartia; Petromyzontiformes; Petromyzontidae.